Messenger RNA from Daphnia pulicaria, 1326 nucleotides. RefSeq lists its product as uncharacterized. The coding region runs from base 606 to 1256 and encodes 216 amino acids. The transcript has 2 exons. Lineage: Eukaryota; Metazoa; Arthropoda; Branchiopoda; Diplostraca; Daphniidae. The record is from RefSeq and is a predicted model, not a curated record.
UCCGGAGAAGGCCACGCAAUGAUAUUCGCAUUACGUUACCUUGAUUAUAGGUCUCUUGUUUAUAGUCCUUUCACUAACUUUAGAAUUAAACGCGAAUACUGAGAAAAUUAGAACGUGUCCUUAAUAAAAUCAUUAUGCAACUAAGGUGUACAGGCCUUUAACAUACCAAACCCAUUUUCCGUGUCUGAUUCAUAAUCAAUUGAAAACCACUGACUCGGAUAAUUUGAAAUAGUGCCGCUAUAGCUACUGCUUCUAAUUUUCGAACGAAUAUUUAUUAUUUGGAAUGCAAGAAUUUGAAAAAGUAUAGUCGGCCUUUUAUGCUGACCUCUAUUAGCUCUGUUCAAGAUUAGUUUCGUCAAUGAAGGGCGCUGUGCGGUCCAAUCCUAGGUCACCAUUCUACAUAUAACACCGACCUAUACCCAGAUUUAGCCAAGAUUGUUAAACCACGACGACCUUGCGGUACAACGCAAAUAGUGCUGAUUGGCAAUAGUUGUAUUGGUUUCCUUGUUCAGCAAUCCAUAUAAAAGCGUGGACACCCAAGACAGUAGAACACAUUCUCACAGCGAAUAUUGAAAGACAUACAGCAGUUCCCAAAAUAUAUCAACAUGUUUCGUCUUGGUUAUAUUAUGCUUGCCGGAGCUCUGAUGCUCGCAACACUUUUAAAAGCAGCCGAUUCUUUGACCAUUCCUCAAGUCAGUAGGCCUAUGUCCGAUAUUGACCACGAAGAUUCUCACGAAACUCAUGUCGAUUCCCGUGAACUACCGGAAGACCACGCCGAUUAUGAAAACUCAUUGGAAGUCCAAUUUGAUGGCCAGCUCUUCCGCAGUAAGGAGGGCCGACACGAGAAGCCGGAAGAAAAUCGAUUUAAGCGUAACAGCUUCCAUAGACCAAGACCAGGUGCGACUCAAAGGCAACAGCAGCCCAUCCGCCACAUGUUUGAAGAUGAUGACGACUCUUUGGAAGACUUGAAUGAGAAGUUAAUGAAGCAGCAGAGGAGAAGGCCAGCAACUUCUCAACAGGAUCGCAAAAAACCUGUUCAGAGUCACCAAUGGAUGGAUACCAGUGACGAGCAGCCGUCUUGGGAAGUGAAAGAUGAGUCGCUGAAGAAUCUGUUUGGAGUUUACUGGGAGUCAAUCAAGGAUAAGAAGAGCAACAGACCGUCGAAGGCGUCGAUGGAAGAUUCGAUGGAAGACAUGCGAAAACAGCAACAUAAAGCUCAACAUCCAGCUCCCAUUCGCAACAGACACACAUUUUAGAUAAUUGUUUACAUUAUGUAUUAUUUCUAUUUAUGUAAUGUAAAUUAAUUAUGGUGUAUUUUAACCAUGA